This is a messenger RNA of Larimichthys crocea (large yellow croaker), 3375 nucleotides long. It is a transcript of the gene pomt2, whose product is annotated as protein-O-mannosyltransferase 2. The record is from RefSeq and is a predicted model, not a curated record. Gene Ontology annotation, cellular component: membrane; endoplasmic reticulum. Gene Ontology annotation, biological process: protein O-linked glycosylation via mannose. NCBI's taxonomy places the organism in Eukaryota, Metazoa, Chordata, Actinopteri, Sciaenidae. Gene Ontology annotation, molecular function: dolichyl-phosphate-mannose-protein mannosyltransferase activity. The transcript is spliced from 21 exons. The coding region runs from base 475 to 2751 and encodes 758 amino acids.
GAAUCCACUGCGCUUCAUACGUGUUUGGUUGGACUAACUGGUGGCUCUUGUGCUCUCGCUGUGUUGCUAAUGUGAAUCUUUGAAUAAUAAUAACGGUUAUUUGACAGUUGGUGACCGUUAGUCGUUUGUUUUUGUAAUGCCGCCGUUUGACGGACGGAUACGCGCUUUGAAAGUAACCAUAGCAACCUAGGAUAAGUAUGUUAUCGAGAGGAAAAUGUCCAAAUAGCUUGGUGACAAUGUAACAAAUAUUAUGUCUGGUGAUUUGUUGAGUCGGAAAGGUGUGACAUUAACUGUCAAUAUCGCCUGUGUAACACACAAAUAUUGACAACUGACACCUGGUGCUCCUUAAUGUCUAUGCUGUCCCAGCUACACAUCUUCAAAAUCACUCAUUAACUAGCUGUUUUUAUUAGCUGUAUGAUUAGAUAGUGUCUUGGAAGGGACUUGAUCAUUUUAAUACAGUUUUUUUAUAUCCUAAUGGCAAAAGAAGAACAUACAACACAAUGGAACAAAACAGGAGAUACCUCAACACUACGAAACAGGAAAAUCUUUCCCCCAUCCACUCAUUUGUCAAAAGACAACAGUCAAACAUCUGGACACUUGUCAGAAGAUGACACCCAGUCUUCAAAUGGGACAUCUGCUCAGCUUGCAGCCAGAGGAAGUGUCAGGAAUGAGGCCACAAGCAGAGUGCUGCUGAUGCUGGUGGUGGGGCUGUCUUUCUCCACACGCCUCUACAAGAUAGCCGAGCCUCCUCAUGUGUGCUGGGACGAAACGCACUUUGGAAAGAUGGGAAGCUACUACAUCAACAGGACCUUCUUCUUUGACGUCCAUCCUCCUCUCGGAAAAAUGCUGAUAGGUCUCGCCGGCUACAUGACCGGUUAUGAUGGCACCUUUCCUUUCAUUAAGCCAGGAGAUAAAUAUGAACACCACAACUACUGGGGGAUGAGAGGGUUUUGUGCCGUCUUGGGUUCCUUCCUCCCAAUCUUUGCCUACCUCAUAGUGCUGGAGUUGUCUCAGUCUCACACUGCUGCUCUCAUCACUGCCACCCUGCUCAUAUUUGACACUGGCUGUAUCACCAUUUCCCAGUACAUCCUCUUAGACCCCAUACUCAUGUUCUUCAUCAUGGCAGCAGUGCUGAGCAUGGUCAAGUUCAGCCGGCAGAGAUACAGGCCCUUUUCUGCCUCCUGGUGGUUCUGGCUGAUACUGACCGGUGUUAACCUCGCUGGCGCGUUGGGGGUGAAGUUUGUGGGUCUAUUUGUCAUCUUGUUAGUGGGACUGAACACAGUCUGGGACCUGUGGAGACUUUUGGGAGACCUGAGCCUCUCACUGGUGGAAAUUGCCAAGCACUUCCUGGCUCGGGUUGUUGGACUCAUCCUGCUCCCGCUCCUCCUCUAUGUUACAAUAUUUGCAGUCCACUUUGUUGUGUUAAACAAAAGUGGACCAGGAGAUGGUUUCUUCAGUUCAGCCUUUCAGUCCCGUCUAAUUGGGAACAACCUACACAAUGCAUCCAUGCCUGAGUACCUGGCAUACGGCUCCACCAUCACAGUCAAAAACCUUCGUAUUGCUGGAGGCUAUUUGCACUCUCAUUGGCACUUAUACCCUGAGGGCGUGGGAGCAAAGCAGCAGCAGGUGACAGCCUAUCUACAUAAGGACUACAACAACGUGUGGCUCGUUCACAGACAGGGCGAUAUUAACUCUCAAUCUGGGACGCCUGAUCUGGUUCGUCAUGGUGAUAUAAUUCGAUUGGAGCACAAAGAAACAACCCGUAACCUUCACAGUCACCUCCAUGAGGCUCCUCUCACCAAGAAACACUUCCAGGUUACAGGCUAUGGCAUUAAUGGCACCGGUGACACCAAUGACCUCUGGCAGGUGGAGGUGUGUGGAGGUCGGAAGGGUGACCUGGUGAAGGUGCUGCGUAGCAAAGUCCGCUUUCUGCACCGAGCUACUGGUUGUGUGCUUUACUCCUCUGGCAAGACUCUCCCAAAGUGGGGCUGGGAACAGGUGGAGGUGACCUGUAGUCCAUACUUGAAGGAGACUCCGAGCUCUCAGUGGAACAUCGAAGAUCAUAUCAAUCCUAAACUGCCCAACAUUAGUUUGUCUGUGCUGAAGCCCCAUUUUCUGGAGAUCUUACUGGAGUCUCACAUUGUUAUGAUAAGAGGUAACAGUGGUUUGAAACCCAAAGACAAUGAGAUGAACUCAAAACCCUGGCACUGGCCCAUCAACUAUCAGGGAUUGAGGUUUUCUGGCGUGAAUGACACAGAGUAUCGUGUUUACCUGCUGGGGAAUCCUGUGGUCUGGUGGGUGAACCUGGCCAGUUUGGGAUUUUAUCUUAUCAUGGUGUCAGUGGCAUCAAUAGCACUCCAAAGAGGUUUCUCACUGAGCCAAAAAAGAAUAGAGCAUGCUCAUGUGCUGAAGAGUGAAGGGGGACUGCUACUCCUCGGUUGGCUGCUGCAUUAUGCACCUUUCUAUACUAUGGGCCGUGUGCUCUACUACCACCACUACUUCCCUGCAAUGCUCUUCAACAGCAUGCUAACAGGAAUUACUCUAGACAUUCUGUUGAAAGGCUGCGACCUGCUACUACGCCCACCUUAUUCUGAUUGGCUGCAGAGAGUCGGACAGAUGGCAUUUCUGUUCAGCGUUCUUUACAGUUUCUACCUGUUCCAUCCACUCUCCUAUGGCAUGACGGGUCCUCUGGCACAUGAGUUGGGCAGCGUCAUGGCUGGCCUAAAGUGGAUGAACACCUGGGAGUUCUAGUCAGCUUUGCAUGAAGAAGAUCCAGAUGAUGUGAUGUAUAAUAGCUGUUAUGAAUACAAGGGAAUUUCAUCAACCAUGCGUCUUACAGGGUUUACACAAAAAGAUAAAGGUACUGACUGUACACACUACUAUAGAAUCUCUUAUCUGUCCAGGUAUUUAUGUCUCAACAAGUUGUUUGAAAGAAAUGCUUUAUAAGACAGACCUGUGUCAGUGCAAUAUGAAGGCUAGUGAGUUUGAGAAUAAAGAUCUAUAAAUAUAAAAAUCUAAUAAAGACACUAAUCAUCACCAAGGUGCCUUAACUCACAACACAUCUCACAUCCUGGACUUAGAUUUAUGUAAGUGUGUGUACUGUAUGUCACAACAAUAAGCUAAAGUGCCUGAAAAAAGCUAAUGAAAAUAAAUCUGAAAAGUUCAAAUGCCUGUUUGUCAAAGAAAAUACUUUUUGUUACAUAGGUUACCAGAAGUAUCAGAGACUGUAUUUUUGUUUGCAAUCGAUCUUAGUGCUCAGUAUUUUUGUAUUAGUGUUGUCCGGUACUGGCUUCUGUUUUUCACAUUAUGAAACUACUACUGACUGUCAGUGUCAUGUACAUUUCAGUAUGAUCAAUAAACUAUGAUAUUCUUGUA